AUGGCUAAAAUAUUUUCUAUGUUUGAGACAUACAGUGUGCGCCAUCGCGGCCCUGAUUGGAUCCUUGCACAUGAGCGGUUGAGCAUUAUUGGUCUCGAUUCCGGCUCCCAGCCCCUUGUUAAUGAUGAUGAAACCUUCGCUCUCGCGGUCAACGGCGAGAUUUAUAACCACAGAAUCUUGCGAAAGGGUCUGAAAACUUCAUAUAACUUCAAGACGCAGUCGGAUUGCGAAGUUAUCAUCCCCCUGUUCAUGGAGCAUGGCAUCGACACCCCUAAAUACCUCGACGGUAUGUUCUCAUGGGUCCUCUUCGACAAGAAGGAGGACAGAGUUGUCGCUGCCCGAGACCCAAUCGGUAUCACGAGCUUUUACCAGGGAUGGUCCUCUCAAACACCUGGCGCGGUCUAUUUCGCCUCUGAACUAAAGUCGUUGCACCCCGUCUGCGACAAGAUCAUCUCCUUCCCACCAGGCCACGUAUAUGAUUCGAAAACAGACACUAUGAAACGUUACUUCGAGCCUACAUGGUGGGAUUCAACCAACGUCCCAACGGCCCCCGUUGACUACAAACUCAUCCGCGAAACGUUGGAGAAAUCCGUGCGCAAACGGUUGAUGGCGGAGGUUCCAUAUGGUGUCCUGCUUUCUGGGGGCCUGGACUCGAGCUUAGUGGCCUCCAUUGCGCAGCGGGAAACGCUGCGGCAACAGCAACGUGCUGCUUCCGGCAGCGGUGAGAACGGACAUGUCAACCGGGUAGCGUCCGGCUCGGGACUGGUGGGCAUUGACGAUUCUGACGAACUAUCCACGAUCACGAAACUGCCACAGCUUCAUUCGUUUUCUAUUGGCCUCCCCGAUUCCCCUGACACUAAGGCGGCGCUUGAAGUGGCCAACUUCCUCGGAACGAAGCAUCAUGCCUUUACCUUUACGGUGGAAGAUGGCCUCAGCGCCCUCUCGGAUGUCAUCUACCACCUGGAAACGUACGAUGUGACCACCAUCCGCGCAUCGACACCCAUGUACCUGCUCAGCAGAAAAAUUAAGGGGCUAGGCGUAAAGAUGGUGCUUAGCGGUGAGGGCAGCGAUGAGAUCUUCGGCGGGUACCUGUAUUUCCACGCCGCGCCAAGCAAGGAGGCCUUCCACGAGGAGACUGUGUCACGUGUAAAACAUCUGCAUCUGGCCGAUUGCCUGCGUGCCAACAAGUCAACCUCCGCAUGGGGUGUUGAGGCUCGCGUCCCUUUCCUUGAUAAGCAAUUCCUCGAAGUCUCCAUGGGCAUCGACCCACAGGAGAAGAUGAUUACAAAAGACCGGAUUGAGAAAUACAUCCUGCGCAAGGCGUUUGAUACCUCUGAUGAGGGGCCGGAUGCGAAGCCGUACCUGCCUGAGAAUAUCCUGUGGAGGCAGAAGGAGCAGUUUAGUGAUGGGGUUGGGUAUGGAUGGAUUGAUGCUUUGAAGCAUAAUGCGGAGUUGCAUGUUACGGAUGAGAUGAUGAAGAAUCCUAACCCGGAGUGGGGGGAUGAAGUGCCGGAUACUAAGGAAGGAUUCUGGUAUCGUAUGAUGUUCGACGAGCACUUUCCGCCAUACUGCGCGUCGACGGUGAUGCGGUGGACGCCAAAAUGGUCGAAGCAGACGGAUCCCAGUGGACGUGCGAUUUCGAUACAUAUUGCCAAGUACGAGAACUAG
Paracoccidioides brasiliensis Pb18 is the source of this 1668-nucleotide messenger RNA. Its product is annotated as asparagine synthase (glutamine-hydrolyzing). The record is from RefSeq and is a predicted model, not a curated record. Gene Ontology annotation, cellular component: cytosol. The transcript is spliced from 6 exons. Gene Ontology annotation, molecular function: asparagine synthase (glutamine-hydrolyzing) activity. The coding region runs from base 1 to 1668 and encodes 555 amino acids.